ACUUGACCUCACCUGACCUAACCACCACAAGUCACUCAGUCGCGAUGUCUGUCUCCGAGCUUGCCACAUCCUACGCGGCCCUCAUCCUCGCCGAUGACGGUGUCGACAUCACUGCCGAUAAGCUGCAGUCCCUGAUCAAGGCGGCGAAGAUCGAGGAGGUCGAGCCCAUCUGGACCACCCUGUUCGCCAAGGCCCUCGAGGGCAAGGACGUCAAGGACCUGCUCCUGAACGUCGGCUCCGGCGGCGGCGCUGCGCCCGCUGCCGGCGCUGCCGCUGGCGGUGCUGCUGGCGCCGCCGACGCUGCUCCCGCCGAGGAGGAGAAGGUCGAGGAGAAGGAGGAGUCCGACGACGACAUGGGCUUCGGACUGUUCGACUAAGCGCCUUUUGUCCCUUUUCGCCAGAUGCCUUUCGCGGGGCAGCGCACCACGGAAUCUCGGUGCGGGCUCCUGUAGCCGGGGGCUGGGCAGCGUCUCGCCUGCGCUUUUGCAGCGGGCCGGCCGCAACACACGAUGCACGGCGUCAUGAGAAACGUAGAGGUCGGCAGGUCAAUGGAAACAAUCCAAAAAGUGCAAAAACGCGGGACAUGUCUUGUGAUGUGUCGGGCCGUGUGCCCGUGUCCCCCCAGACGAUCGGCUUUGGGCGGCAUGGCUACGAGAGAAGAAAUGGCGUCGUAGCUGGGUCCCCUCCGCGAUGUCCGCUCAAUGUGAUCGACUACU
This is a messenger RNA of Boeremia exigua, 716 nucleotides long. RefSeq names its product 60S acidic ribosomal protein P1. Gene Ontology annotation, cellular component: cytosolic large ribosomal subunit; ribosome. NCBI's taxonomy places the organism in Eukaryota, Fungi, Ascomycota, Dothideomycetes, Pleosporales, Didymellaceae. Gene Ontology annotation, molecular function: ribonucleoprotein complex binding; protein kinase activator activity; structural constituent of ribosome. The coding region runs from base 45 to 377 and encodes 110 amino acids. Gene Ontology annotation, biological process: translational elongation; cytoplasmic translation. The transcript is spliced from 3 exons. The record is from RefSeq and is a predicted model, not a curated record.